UAAAAUACGCCGCCUUCUCCUGUAUCCUCCACCUCGAACGUCGUCUUCGCCCGCGCAAGCACGCGGCCUUCCAGAACCUUCUAGAAGACCUGCCGCCCGCCAUGUGCGGGAUCUUCGCCUACCUCAACUACUGUGCGCCGCGGGAUCGACGGUAUGUCCUCGAGGUCCUCCUCAACGGCCUCCGCCGCCUCGAGUACCGCGGCUACGACUCCUCCGGCAUAGCCCUCGACGCGGACCUCCCGCCGCCUGGUUCCGCGGCGGCGUACGCGGGGGCGCCGCCACUCGUGUUCCGCCAGGAGGGAAAGAUCGAUAACCUCGUGCGAUCCGUCUACUCCGAGGUUGAUGAGAAGGGUGUGAACCUGGAUGCCACAUUUUCCGUUCACGCCGGAAUCGCUCACACCAGGUGGGCUACACAUGGCGUGCCUGCCCCAAAGAACAGCCACCCCCAAUCCUCUGGCACCGGUGAUGAGUUCUUGGUCGUCCACAACGGAAUUAUCACAAACUAUGAGAUUCUGAAAGAGACACUGAUUCGACACGGGUUCACCUUUGAGUCUGAUACCGACACAGAAGUCAUCCCUAAGCUAGCGAAGUUUGUUUUUGACCAGGCUUGUGAUGGAGAAGGUGAUAUGACAUUUAGCCAAGUUGUUAUGGAAGUCAUGAGGCAGCUUGAAGGAGCCUAUGCACUUAUCUUUAAAAGUCCACACUAUCCCAAUGAGCUGAUUGCAUGCAAACGAGGCAGCACGCUGAUACUUGGUGUCAAUGAAGUAAGUGAUCAAAACAGCGCGAAGUCAUUUCAGAAUGUCAAAUCCCUGACAACAAAUGGAAGCCCCAGGGAGUUCUUCUUCUCCAGUGAUUUAUGUGCUAUUGUAGAGCACACCAAGAAUUAUUUGGCUAUUGAAGACAAUGAAAUUAUUCAUAUAAAGGAUGGUAGUGUGUCUAUCCUUAAGUUUGACAAGGAAAAAGAGAAGCCAGCAUCUGUGCAACGAGCAUUGUCUGUUCUGGAGAUGGAAGUCGAGCAAAUAAAGAAAGGAAGCUAUGACCACUUCAUGCAAAAAGAAAUCCAUGAACAGCCACAUUCACUGACAACAACCAUGAGAGGUAGACUGAAGGAUAGUGGAGUUGUUUUAGGCGGACUAAAGGAACACCUCAAAACACUUAGACGCAGUAGAAGAGUAAUCUUUAUUGGCUGUGGUACUAGCUAUAAUGCUGCCUUAGCUGCACGACCUUUUGUGGAAGAACUCACCGGUAUUCCUGUGACUAUGGAGGUUGCAAGUGACUUGCUGGACAGACAAGGCCCCAUCUACAGAGAGGACACUGCAGUUUUUGUGAGCCAGUCAGGGGAGACAGCAGACACCCUCCUUGCUCUUGAGUAUGCACUAGAAAAGGGAGCACUUUGUGUUGGCGUUACAAAUACAGUGGGGAGCACGCUGUCAAGAAAAACACAUUGUGGAAUUCAUAUCAAUGCUGGUUGUGAGAUUGGUGUUGCCAGCACCAAGGCUUAUACAAGUCAAAUAGUAGUCAUGGCGAUGAUAGCCUUGGCUAUUGGAUCUGAUCAGUUAUCCACUCAACCUAGAAGGGAGUCUAUAAUCACUGGUCUUUCAAGUCUUCCAAGCCAUGUUAGUGAAGUUCUCAAGCUUGAUGCUGAAAUGAAGGAACUCGCAUCUUCACUAAUCGACUCGGAGUCACUCCUUGUGUUUGGAAGAGGUUAUAACUAUGCCACUGCCUUGGAGGGUGCUCUCAAAGUUAAGGAGGUCGCGCUGAUGCACAGCGAAGGCAUGCUUGCUGGCGAGAUGAAGCACGGGCCACUAGCCCUGGUGGAUGAAAAUCUUCCCAUCAUCGUCAUCGCAACACGCGACUCGUGCUUCAGCAAGCAGAAGUCGGUGAUUCAGCAGCUCCUUUCUCGCAAGGGGCGUUUGAUCAUAAUGUGCUCUGAAGGGGACAUCUCCGCCGUCGGUCCUAGUGCAUCCUGCAGGGUAAUUCAGGUUCCAGAGGUCGCUGACUGUCUCCAGCCAGUGAUCAACAUAAUUCCGUUGCAGUUGCUGGCAUACCACCUUACUGUUCUCCGUGGAUUCGAUGUCGACCAGCCAAGGAAUCUGGCCAAGAGCGUGACUACACAGUAAAGCAUACUCAAGGCCCGCGCCCACACACACACAUACAAAGUAAACGAAAUUAAGUAAAAGAAGCAAGUGUUUGCCUCCGGGUUGUGUAGACAUUUUACUGUAGCGUAAUUAAUUUACUAGUAGAUGAUGAUUAAGCAAGAUGCCUGAGGUGGUUUCCAUUGCAUUACACCGUGUUGAUUGGUCAACUGAUUGCGAAGUAUAUGUCAGCUAUUUCCUACUGA
Triticum urartu is the source of this 2341-nucleotide messenger RNA. RefSeq names its product glutamine--fructose-6-phosphate aminotransferase [isomerizing] 1. Gene Ontology annotation, molecular function: L-glutamine:D-fructose-6-phosphate transaminase (isomerizing) activity; carbohydrate derivative binding. The record is from RefSeq and is a predicted model, not a curated record. Lineage: Eukaryota; Viridiplantae; Streptophyta; Magnoliopsida; Poales; Poaceae. Gene Ontology annotation, biological process: fructose 6-phosphate metabolic process; protein N-linked glycosylation; carbohydrate derivative biosynthetic process.